GUAAACUUCCGGCACUGUAGAACAUUCAACCUUUGCUGGUCAUUGAAAGUCUGCCAUUAAUUAAUCUUGUUAAAUCUUCCAAGAUCCGACUUCUUCAUUUUUUGCUAAUGUCGUACGACGGAGACGCGAAACCAUAAGAAGAACCAAACAUGGCUAUGCGCAACUUGUCGUUGGAACCUAAUGAUUCAGAUUUUGUUGGUUUAUGUUCAGUCCUUCUGCCUGAGAUCCAGAAAAUUGUGAAAGAUCGCAGAGUGUCGGAAGAUUCCCCAGUUCGGCCAUUUUUAGAAGAUAUAUUGCGCCAUGAUGGAACACUUCCCGUUCUCAGAGAACUUACUAAAGUCACAAAGUAUCCCUCAGUCAGGAGAGCACAUCCAGAUAGGAUACCAAGUACUAAUUUAUCUAGAGCGCUGGUUUCCACCUUCAACAAAAGCAUUGAAAAGGAUGAAAUAACUGCGCAAGACUAUGUACGCAAUAAACGAUUGAACAAUAAGAAUCAUUAUCCGGCGAUUCAAACAACCAACAGGCUUUCAUCCAGUUAUGUUGGUGCUACAAUAGUAGUGCCACCUCCAAGGCUAAUUCAAUCUGUUCCAAAAACGUCAAAAAAGCCAAUACCUAGUAUCUCGGAAAUUUUGCAAAUGCCCCCGCUGAAAGACCGAAGAGUUUAUUUUCUCAAAAGGCAUGAGACUUCAGACGUACCAUAUUUGGCACAAACUAAAUUCCCAGAAUUUAUUACCGUGGGAGAAGAGAAAUUCUUUCAGAUGUGUCCCUUUGCAGGUUUUGCAUUUGAUGUAAAGCGAAUCGGGAUAUUCUCAGAUCCUGGUGACAAGGCAAUAUAUGACCCUGAAUCAACCCGGAACAGAAAAUUAUGCAUUGGGAAAGCGAAGAUCAUCUACUUGGCUAACUUGAUAGACUCUACCUAUUUCCGUGAAAUACGAGGUUCUCAGUCCUCGUACGUUACAAGAAUACUUUGCGGAUGGAGUAUCGAAAAGAUAUGGUUGAACACGAGGACUUGGGUACUGUUUGUUGAUGGGAAAUCUUUCGAAGAGCGAAUUUCUUCUGCGGCGGAGUUGGAUGAAGUGUGUAUGCUUGGUAAUUUUCUGGGUGCAAACAAAGAAGCAACCGGUCUCCUAAGGAAGUGGUACCGUAAUCAUAAGUUGAAGGGCCAUCAUGGGAAUUCCUCAAUAACUGAUUUGAAUCACUUAUCAGGGGAGUCGAAUGCUUUGAGUUUUUGAAUUUAAUUUAGCCAUGCAAUUACUUUCAAACUCGAAAUCCUUAGCCCAGUCACCAACUCCAGAACACUGGAGUGACUGGACACCCUCUGCGCGUGUUCAUGAUAUUUUGAUCGACUAACGUUUGUUUUCCAACAGGUAAUUCUCUUGCGAAUAAGAGAGCUCUGCAAUCAGAUAUAUUGCCGGUAGAGGAGGAACAAAGUAAGAGACACCGUGGAAACGAUUAUGUUGCGGAUGACGUUCAAAACGUGACUUCAGACCUGGGAUGGCGACAUCGUGAUGAUUAAUCAAGGAGUGAUGGGUUUUGAUGGAGCGGAUGAUGCGGCCGCUUUGGGGGAGCUACUGAGCGUGGGGGUUCUAACUUUGGUCGUCCACGACUUCCUAGAUAAUUCAAGGAGGCAAGGAACACAUCAACUUAUCUUCAAAUAUUUCAAUAAGCUUGCUUGAUACUGAAAUAUAAUGAUUCAAGCUCUAGAGAUUCUAUUGCUAUCUCAAAAGAUGCAGUGUUAUCUGCUAGGCAUACUUGCGCUUAAAUCCAGUUCACGUAAAUGUCAAUCCUUAACCCGUUUCCACGAACAAUUUCUUAUCUCAACUAAUGUUUCAUUUUGGCCCCGAUUCUGCAUUUACAGAUAUCAGAGUUUGUACUCGCUUUACAUCGUUACAGACCUUCCUCAUACACAUUAUCGCUAUUCAUCCCGGGGUGUGACGUGACAGAAUCGCCCCGCAUUCAUGGGUAGGAUGCACAUCAAGGAUGUGUACCGUGAGCCAAUGUGAUGCUUCAUGAAUGCAGCCGUUGAUGUUGAAAUAAUGAUGUGAUAGCAAAAUUUAAGCACGCAACAUCGCAGACGCA
This is a messenger RNA of Botrytis cinerea B05.10, 2079 nucleotides long. RefSeq lists its product as hypothetical. Bases 150 to 1232 code for a protein of 360 amino acids. NCBI's taxonomy places the organism in Eukaryota, Fungi, Ascomycota, Leotiomycetes, Helotiales, Sclerotiniaceae. The record is from RefSeq and is a predicted model, not a curated record. The transcript is spliced from 3 exons.